ACUCUACCCCUUCCCCUCCACUCAACACUUCUCUCUCUCUACUGUAUCUCCAUUUUCACCAUAAUAAAGCUUUUUUCUUCAAAAGAAAUAAAAAAACGAAAAUGCUGGUUCAGAAUUAAACUAAAUUAUUACGAUCAGGCUAAGAAAUCGAAGAUAUUUACCUUCACAUUGCUAAGAGGGGGCGAGGGUAUAUAUGAAAGAAGCCAAUCUGAAGAUUGUACUGUUUUAGUCAAGGAGCGGAGAGGAGGGGGAAGAUGGAAUCCAGUACGCUGCUUGAUUUUGCGGUUUUCCAGCUGUCACCAAAACGCUCUCGAUGUGAAUUGUUUGUUUCCAGUGAUGGAAACACGGAGAAACUGGCAUCAGGAUUAUUAAAGCCGUUUGUGACCCAUUUAAAAGUUGCAGAAGAACAAGUUGCAUUGGCAGUUCAGUCUAUCAAGCUUGAAGUUAAAAGGCGUAAAAAUUCUGAAACAUGGUUCACGAAGGGAACUCUAGAAAGGUUUGUGAGAUUUGUUAGCACACCAGAAGUUUUGGAGCUUGUCAAUAUCUUAGAUGUCGAAAUGUCUCAGCUUGAAGCCGCCAGAAGAAUAUAUUCCCAGGGAGAAGGAUAUCAGUUUAAUAGCACAGGAAGUGGUGGAUCUGGAGUUAUGGUAGCAGCUGAUGCAACAAAGAAGGAGUUACUGCGAGCUAUUGAUGUGAGGCUUACUGCAGUUCGACAGGACUUAACUACAGCUUCUUCUCGUGCAGCAGCUGCCGGGUUCAAUCUAGACACAGUAUCAGAACUUCAAAUGUUUGCAGACCAGUUUGGUGCCCAUCGCUUGAGUGAAGCAUGCAACAAAUUUAUAUCCUUGACAGAGAGGCGGCCAGACUUGAUCAACCCUUGGAAAGGGGUGCAAAGAGACAAUCAAGCUGUUCGGUGCUCUUAUGGAUCAGACAUGUCCAUUGACGAUGACCCUGCUAUUUCCAACCAGCCACCCACUCUGCCCCAUUCUACCAGUCGUGGAGCCUAUUCUAUCAAACAGCAGCGACAUCCCCAGCACCUUGACCAAUAUAUGCCCUCAAUAUGUCAGCAACCGACACCCCUUUUGCAACAUAGCAGAGAAUCAAGCGUGGAAUCAGAAGAGAAGAGUAAGGAAAGGGAUGUCAUUGUUGAGAAAGAAAAGGAAGACGACACUUCUUCCCAGAAAGCCAAAUCAGCUGAGCUUAGUAGACAUAAAAGGCGGCUCAGCGUUCAGGAUCGUAUCAGCUUGUUUGAGAACAAGCAGAAGGAAAGUUCUGGGAGCGUCGGCAAGCCAGUUGUUGGAAAGCUUGCAGAGCUUCAGAGGUUGUCAUCUGAUGUCUCAGCCCCACCUGUCGUUGAAAAGGCGGUGUUGAGAAGAUGGAGUGGUGCCAGUGACAUGAGCAUUGAUUUGAGCGGGGACAAGGACACUGAGAGCCCUCAAUGCACCCCAUCUUCUGCCUCUGUUUCUCAGUCCAAUUCAAAGGACCAAAAGACAUCAGUUUUGACUGAUGGAGUAAGUUUUGGUGCGUCAAAUUCAUGCAAUGUUCCGUCUAUGGUUAGUGAAAGCAGAUUGAAUGAACAGACAGACGCUAAUUUGAGGGUUGCAUACACAAAUGAAAAGGAAGAAGUUGCUGGAGCAGAACGAUUAACUGGUUCUUGUGGGAAUAUUGAUGAUUCUUCUGAAUUUACACCAAAUUCUAAUUCACGUAUCUUUGAUAGUGAUGGAUGGAAAGAUCAAGCUUGCGGGAAGACUAAGUCAAUCUCACUUAUUAGAAGGGAUGAGGAUAAGAGUCUGAAAAAUCAACUGAAACCUGGAGGGCAGUUCCUCACAUCCCCUGAGAGUAAGAGCGACCAAAUUGCUUUGACUUCCAACUCAGAAUUCACAGGGUCCCAAGGGGGUAAUGAGCUUGGUGGGAGUAAAGUCCUAUUGGUUCAUCAGGUUCCUGGCCUGAAAAAUAAUGGUGCUCAGCAAGGGCCUGAAUCUGUGCAGGCCAAGAUUCGGAAUCAUCAGGAGGUACUUGGAUCAAGUAAUCAUUCGGUUUCACAAUUACGAGAUAAGGCCUCUCAAAGGACUACAGAGGACUCUGUGCAGUUGGAUAGUAGUUCUAGAUUAGAAGUUGCAGAAUCUUUUGCUGCUAAAGGCGUCGAAAAUAAUUCUCGUUAUCUUCAAUCAAGAGGGCGAUCACCUGGCAAAACUGAGGAAGUUGAAGAAGAUGAGGUGGCUCCAUAUGAGAAAUUAGCUGGUGCUUCUGCAUCAAAGGGAAAGGAUUUCAGCCAGCAACUAGUGAAGCUUAAAAAACAAGGUGCUUCUGCCCAGCAGAUCAAGAAGGCACAAGAUAGCAGAGCUGAAAGCAAUUCUGGAACUAGCGACGUGCUGGUGUCUGGUAAAGUGUUUAUGGAGGCUCAGGAGGGACCCAAGUCAUUUUUUACAUCACCUAUAGGGCAAGUUCAGAGGGUAAGGCAGUCAAAAGGAAACCAGGAGUUGAAUGAUGAAUUGAAAAUGAAAGCGAAUGAGCUCGAGAGGCUUUUUACCGAGCACAAACUACGUGCCUCUGAAGACCAAUCUAAUUCUACCAGGAAAAGCAAGGCCAGUGACAUGCAAGGCCGGCCAGUUGCAACUUCUUCCAACAGGAAGCCUGUUAUAGAUAAUGCUGUUGUUCAAUUCUCUGACAAUUACAUGUUGAAUGAACCUGCCACAAGUUCUGAUGACAUAGACAGAUCUGCUAUUACUCCACUGACUAAAGAGGCUGACAAUCAGACUUAUGGAGAUGUUUUAAUUAUGACUUCCUCUGACCUCAGUUUUUCAGAUAGUUCUCGAGGAAAAUUCUAUGAGAAAUAUAUGCAGAAAAGGGAUGCAAAACUUAGGGAAGAAUGGAAUUCUAAGAGAGCUGAGAAGGAAGCCAAACUAAAGGCUCUGGAGAACAGCCUUGAGAGGAGUAUAGCUGAGAUGAAGGGCAAGUUUGCAGGAUCCACUGACAAGGAAAGUGCUGUUUCUGGUGCCCGUCGACAUGUCGAGAGACUUCAAUCAUUUAAUUCGAGGUCAAUUUUGAGGAGGGAUCAGCAACGAUUAGUUUUUGAGCAAAGUGAUGAAGAAGAAGCUAUGUCUGAAUUUUCAAAGCAGAAAAUAUAUGAAGACAGGUCUUUUGAUGAAACAUCUAUUGGGGAAGAUGGUUCUAGAAGCACUCAGAACAAGAAACUUUUACCUGUCAAAACUUUUUCUUCAUCUACACCUCGCACCUCAGUAUUAACUGUUCCAAGGUCUGCCGGAAAAGCUGCUACUAAUACUUCAGGUAGACGAAGAUAUCAAUCUGACAAUCCUCUUGCUCAGUCUGUCCCAGACUUCUCUAACAUCAGAAAGGAAACCACCAAGUCUUCUUCUGCAGUUGGUAAAACAACUCGUUCACAAUCUAGAAACUAUACCCGUGACAAAAGCUCCAAUGAAGGAAUAUCUCUUGUCAAAGAGGACAAAUUACGGCGAUCACAAUCCUCGAGGAAAAGCUCUGCCAAUGUGGGAGAAUUUAGGGAAGCAUCUCCUUUGAGUUCAGAGGGUUUUGUGGCACCUCUCCGUUUUGAAAAGGACGAGAUGGACCAAAGUCUCAGUGAUAAAUUUUUAAGGUCAGACUCGAAGACGUUCUUAAUAAAGAGUAAAAACCCUGUCUUCAGCACUAGAGGUGGCCUGACUCAGAAAGGUGCUUCUAUCAUAUCUAAGGUUGAGGGCAAUGAAUAUGAAUACAAUGACAUGGUUGUUGAGCCUGAAGAUGCAUCAGAUAGGGUCCAGAGUAAAGAAGAGGAAGAAUUUGAAAACGCGAAAGCUGAAGUUCAGGAAAACUUUGAUAAUGGGGAGCCAAGACUGAGUCAUGAUUCAGAGAAGAUGGUGACCUCUGGAUCAGAAAAUGGUGAUGUUUUGAGAUCAUCUUCUCAGGUAGACUCUGCUUCUGAAGCUGUAUUGCCUUCUGUUGUUCCUUCUGAGUUUCUUUCUGGUGAAAUUGUACAAGAUUCACUUGGAGAAAGUCAAGGCUCAUGGAAUUUACAUGCUCACCACCCUUUUUCUUAUGCUCGGGAGAUGUCUGAUGUUGAUGCAUCUAUGAACUCGCCUUUGGGGAGUCCUGUGUCCUGGAAUUCACAGUCUCUAAGUCAGACAGAGAGUGAUGCAGCUAGAAUUAGGAAGAAAUGGGGAAUGACCCAGAAACCUAUGUUUGUUGCAAAUUCUGGUCAAAGUCAAUCGCGCAAGGAUACAGCCAGAGGAUUUAAACAGUUACUGAAAUUUGGGAAGAAAAAUCGUGGCACAGAUAACCUAGUUGACUUGAUUUCUGCAACUACCUCUCGAGGAGACGAUGACACAGAAGAUGGAUGUGAUCCUUAUAAUCGGUCUUCAGAAGAUCUUAGAAAGUCAAGAAUGGGCCUCUCGCAAGGGCAUCCACCCGAUGAUAGCUUGUAUGAGGAUGAGUUUUGCAGUGAACAAGUUCAAUCCUUGCACGCUUCUAUUCCAGCACCUCCAGCUAAUUUCAAAUUGAGGGAGGAUCAUCUAUCAGGGAGCUCAAUUAAAGCUCCAAAAUCAUUUUUUUCCUUAUCGACAUUCAGAAGCAAGGCAAGUGACUCAAAGCCAAGAUAGCUCUUUCAAAGGAUAAAACUUCCACUGGGUCAAACGACAAUAUUUACUAGAGAUUGACUACAAUCAGCUGUGUAUGGUGUAUAGUUAGUAUAUCAUGGGGCUUUGAGAGGCCUCGCUUCCACUUAGCUAUCUGUAGCAAUUUUCUCAAAAUAGAGUGUUGUAUAUUAUCUUGAGAGGACAGUUCCCUGUGGGGGAAUGUUAAUGUGAUUUUGUUAGUCAGAGCAUUCUUUUCUCACUUUCUUAUAUACCUUGAUUUUGGGUAAAUAUCAGAAGUGGAAAAUUUGUUCAAAAUAAAAUUUUGGGAGUAGAUGGAUAGCUAUUUGAAACUGCUGUAUUACAGGUUGUGAUAUAAAACAUAUUGCGACGUAUGACCUCAUUGUCUGG
This is a messenger RNA of Nicotiana tabacum (common tobacco), 4994 nucleotides long. RefSeq lists its product as uncharacterized. NCBI's taxonomy places the organism in Eukaryota, Viridiplantae, Streptophyta, Magnoliopsida, Solanales, Solanaceae. The record is from RefSeq and is a predicted model, not a curated record.